This is a messenger RNA of Puccinia graminis f. sp. tritici CRL 75-36-700-3, 1322 nucleotides long. RefSeq lists its product as uncharacterized. The transcript is spliced from 4 exons. Gene Ontology annotation, cellular component: catalytic step 2 spliceosome. Gene Ontology annotation, biological process: mRNA cis splicing, via spliceosome. The coding region runs from base 151 to 1044 and encodes 297 amino acids. Gene Ontology annotation, molecular function: RNA binding. The record is from RefSeq and is a predicted model, not a curated record. NCBI's taxonomy places the organism in Eukaryota, Fungi, Basidiomycota, Pucciniomycetes, Pucciniales, Pucciniaceae.
UCCAACCACCCUCAACCCCUAUCCACGUCCAUCGCUCUCAACAGGACCCUGGACAACAACUAUCAACUCAACCCUCGACUUACUUCUCGCCAUCGACUACCGACAGAUAUCUUCAAAGUAUUCCGAUCGAUCCACACGUAGAAACUAACCAUGUCUAGCGCACACAGGCCAACAUGGACUCCCGCUAUGGGAAAAGAUGCGCGGAUGAAUACGAAGCAAUACAGUUCGCGAGACAUUGCCGCACAUACCAAGCUCAAAUACCGACAGCCUGGACAAAACAGUAAGGAUGACCUAGCUCGACGUGAUCUGAAACUAGAACUUGAGAUGGCCGAGCGUGAAUCUGCGGCCAAGAGACGGCGUGCGGCUGGAUUAUUACCGAUCAAUGAAGAAAAUCAAGCAAAUGAGAAACAAUCGAGUACGAAGUUACUAGAAGAUGGAACCGAUGAAGAAUCAAAGGCCAAGCGAAGGAAGAUUCUUGAGGAAGCGUUACUGGCUGAUAAGGAUGACUCUGAGAGUGAUGAGGAUUCAGAUGAUGACAAGAGAGGAUCCAAGCGACACGGCAAAGGAAAGGCGACCUCAGUACCCUUAUCUAGCCACAAUGGAAGUGAUAACGGCAGGACGAACGGGAAGAAUGAUGAUGAGGAAAGUGACGAUGACGACGAUGAUGAUGAUGAUAGUGAUGACGACGAGUCGGAAACUGCUGAAUUGUUGAGAGAGCUGGAAAAGAUCAAGCGUGAACGGGCUGAAGAGAAAGAACGCCAGGAACGUGAAUCAAACGCCAAUGCAGCUUUAGAUAAAGAAGCUGAAGCGGCCGUUGGCAAUCCUCUUCUUAAUCUCAAAGCUGCUUUGAAUCAAAACGGCCUUUCUCCGACCAAUUCAGUCUCCACUUCGUCCAAUAGUUUUUUCGUCAAACGACGGUGGGAUGAUGAUGUCAUUUUCAAAAAUCAGGCUCGUGAUGUGAACGAGAAACCAAAGAAAGAAUUCGUCAAUGAUCUCCUGCGAACUGAGUUCCACCGAAGGUUUUUAAAAAAAUUUAUUGCUUAGAAGUUAUUACAGACAUCGUUCCUUUACCUAAUAAUCUUACCGACUGUUCAGCAUUGUACUACAAAAAGUCUCUUCUGCCUGCUCAGCUGACUGUUGAAUAUCUUGUCAAACAAAACUUGGGGUGACAUGGUUAUUGCCUAACCCCAUUACGACGUUUGAUCUAGUGGACCUUAUUUCAUGAAUGAGAAUCAGUAGCUUGGCAUUUGAUAGGUCACUGCUGGAACUCAUCACACUACUAGCAGUAGUGUGUCGGACAAGUUAGUCACAUUUCGAGUAGG